AGCCUGCUGCUAUCGGAUCUGUGAUGAUAUGUGAUCUCCUGGAUACAAUCACACACACACACACACAAGUACCAGGCACUCCUGCUCAGCUGAGCAAAAUGUCUUUCUCCUAGAAGUGGUUGCUCAUCCCAGCGCUCAGAUCCUUGACGAUGUUGCCAUGCUUCCCUUCCUGCCUCCUGCCUUUUGCUGCCUUUGCCUGCCUGCUUUUCCUGCCCGGGGGUCAUCUCUGCCCUGCUGCCUGUAGCUGCAUGGACUACCACACCAUAGAUUGCCGGGAUCAAGGACUCCCAAGUGUUCCUAAUCCCUUCCCGUUGGAUGUAAGGAAACUUCUUAUAGCUGAUAACAACAUCCAGGCGAUACCAGCCGAUUUCUUUAUAUUUUAUGGAGAUCUGGUCUAUUUGGACUUCAGGAAUAACUCCCUCACCUCUUUAGAGGAGGGCACUUUCAGCAGCUCCACCAAACUGGUGUAUUUAGACUUAAGCUACAAUAAUUUAACACAGCUCGACGCCGGGACGUUCAAAUCGGCAGAGAAGCUGAUAAAGCUGAGCCUCGGCAACAACAACCUGGUGGACGUGGACGAGGCUGCUUUUGAGAACCUGGAGCAGCUCCAAGUGUUAGAGCUGAAUGACAAUAACUUACAGAGCCUCAACGUGGCAGCCCUGGAAGCGCUGCCCUCCCUGCGGACUAUUCGCCUGGAGGGCAACCCCUGGGUGUGUGACUGUGACUUUGCCAACCUUUUCAGCUGGAUACAGGACAAUGCGUCCAAGCUGCAGAAAGGUCUCCACGAAAUCCAGUGCUCCCUGCCCGUGGAGAACAGGAGAAUCUUCCUGAACGAGUUAUCUGAGGUCAGCUUCAGUGAAUGCAAGUUCAGUUUGUCACUGACAGACCUUUUCAUCAUCAUCUUCUCCGGGGUCGCCGUCUCCAUCGCUGCUAUCCUGUCCAGCUUCUUCCUGGCCACCCUGGUGCACUGUUUCCAGAGGUGUGCUCCCAGCAAGGAUGAUGAUGAUGAUGAAGAUGACAGUGAGGACUGAACUUAGUCUAUAUCCUUAAGUUUCCUCGGUCUAUAAGUUAUUAGAUCAUCAGCCAAAGUCUAGGAAGAGAAGGAGUAGAGUAAAAGCUUUCCAUGCAACCCCAGUGUGUGAGGAUCCCUUCUAAGCAGUGAUGGUCACAGGUAGGAGUGGCAGAUGUGGCACUGCCAGCU
Molecule: messenger RNA, 1201 nt
Organism: Empidonax traillii (willow flycatcher)
Lineage: Eukaryota; Metazoa; Chordata; Aves; Passeriformes; Tyrannidae
Gene: LRRC38
Product: leucine rich repeat containing 38
Exons: 2
Coding region: 150-1031 (293 amino acids)
Cellular component (GO): voltage-gated potassium channel complex
Molecular function (GO): potassium channel activator activity; voltage-gated potassium channel activity; transmembrane transporter binding
Source: RefSeq, a predicted model, not a curated record